CAAGCCCAGGCACUGCUUCAUUGACUAAGAUGGGCUAAUAGGUCUGUGUCGCACAUGCAAUAGCCACUCUCCAAGUGACAAAUUACCCAUGCGCUCUCCAAGUGACAAAAUACCCAUGUCCUUUGCACACUGAAGAGCCUGCCAUGGCGGGAGCCCCGCCCGGCCUGGCCGCAGCCCCCACCCGGCAGAUAACCGCGGCUCCCGCCUCCCCCGGCUCUUCCCCACCCGCCCAGCGCGGAGUUUGCCCCGGUUCGGCAGCCGCUCUCCAGUCGCCGAGUGGCUCUCUCCGCAGUGCGGGCGAGGAUGGCUCGCAAACCCGCGGGCUUUCUGCAGGAGGCCUCUCACCAAAUCGUCGCCGGAGGCUCGGCGGGUCUUGUAGAAAUUUGCCUGAUGCAUCCACUCGAUGUAGUGAAAACAAGGUUCCAAAUUCAAAGAGGGAAAACUGAUCCAACCAGUUACAAGAGCCUGGGGGAUUGUUUUAGGACUAUUUUCCAACGAGAAGGAUUUCUUGGCUUCUACAAAGGAAUAUUUCCACCCAUCUUGGCUGAGACACCCAAAAGGGCGGUGAAGUUUUUCACCUUUGAACAAUACAAGAAGCUGCUAGGAUAUGCAUCAUUGCCACCAGGACUGGCAUUUGCAGUUGCUGGCUUGGGAUCUGGGUUGACAGAGGCAGUUGUGGUUAACCCUUUUGAAGUAGUAAAGGUUACCUUACAGACAAACCGGAAUGCCUUUACUGAGCAACCAUCUAGCUUUGUUCAAGCUCAGCAGAUCAUUAAAACUGAUGGUCUGGGGCUUCAAGGACUCAACAAAGGUCUUACUGCAACACUGGGCCGGCAUGGAGUUUUUAACAUGGUUUACUUUGGAUUCUACUUCAAUGUGAAGAACAUUCUUCCAGUCAAUAAAGAUCCAAAUUUGGAGUUUUUGAGGAAAUUUGGAAUCGGGCUAGUCUCAGGAACAAUAGCCUCAAUUAUUAACAUUCCUUUUGAUGUUGCAAAAAGUAGGAUUCAAGGACCACAGCCAGUUCCUGGAGAGAUCAAGUACAGGACCUGUUUUAAAACUAUGGCAACAGUCUAUAAAGAGGAAGGAUUUCUGGCUCUGUACAAAGGCUUGGUUCCCAAGAUCAUGAGACUUGGUCCGGGCGGUGCAGUGAUGCUUCUGGUUUACGAAUACGUUUAUGCAUGGCUUCAGGACACAGCUGGUCAGAAGUAGCACUUCUGAGCAAUGUACUCUUUAAAAUCAUGUGCA
Dryobates pubescens (Downy woodpecker) is the source of this 1245-nucleotide messenger RNA. It is a transcript of the gene SLC25A21, whose product is annotated as solute carrier family 25 member 21. Lineage: Eukaryota; Metazoa; Chordata; Aves; Piciformes; Picidae. The record is from RefSeq and is a predicted model, not a curated record. The transcript has 10 exons. The coding region runs from base 304 to 1209 and encodes 301 amino acids.